Punctularia strigosozonata HHB-11173 SS5 is the source of this 753-nucleotide messenger RNA. RefSeq lists its product as uncharacterized. The coding region runs from base 1 to 753 and encodes 250 amino acids. The record is from RefSeq and is a predicted model, not a curated record. Lineage: Eukaryota; Fungi; Basidiomycota; Agaricomycetes; Corticiales; Punctulariaceae. The transcript is spliced from 3 exons.
AUGGUUCUCAAACUCCUUCGACAGCCCCAUCCAGACCCAGCGCUGCUCACCACGCCCGAUGACGUGCGUGAUGGCACCGCUGUUGCAGACGAUGCGGCCAAGGUCAACCUUGUUCCUUCGGAUUUCAAGGAGCAUCCCGCCACCAUAACCUCUGAAACGGAAAUACGCGUCCCGCAAACCGAAGAGGAUGUUCCCACCGGCAAGGGUAACGCGAAGGCGGCGAAGGCGAAGAGUAAACUUCACCAAUUAGAAGAUGAAGCGCGCAAGGACUGGAGCAAGGCGCAGGAUGAAGGCUUCUACCUCUGGAACGUGGUUAAGGAACAGUUAUUCCGCCCUGGAGUUGCGGGUGGCCUCAUUGGCAUCGUGAAUGUUGGCCUUCUCUCGAGUGCAUCAUAUCAUCUUUACACUCGGCCUCACCUUCGAUCGGAUGCUCGCGUGCUGGGUGCGACCGUCGCCGGUGCUCUCACUAUCCUUGGAGCAGAGAGCUAUGCCGCAGAGAAGUAUAGUCAGACGCCCGCUGGAAAGGCGGAGGAACGACGCGCCCGCGAGGAAGGUGCUGUCAUCUACAGACACGCUCGUGAAGUGAUCCUUCGUCCUGGCGUACUUGGAGGGCUGGUCGGCCUCGUGAACCUUGGUGUUCUCGGCGGUGUCGGCUACAUUGCUUAUGAUAACUGGACUAAGCCUCACUGGGACCGACGCACCGUCUCUGCCAUAACCGUCGGCCUGUUCACGUUGUUCUCUGCUGAAGGGUGA